Molecule: messenger RNA, 1725 nt
Organism: Colletotrichum orchidophilum
Lineage: Eukaryota; Fungi; Ascomycota; Sordariomycetes; Glomerellales; Glomerellaceae
Product: X-Pro dipeptidyl-peptidase
Exons: 3
Coding region: 1-1725 (574 amino acids)
Source: RefSeq, a predicted model, not a curated record
AUGGGCACUCAUGAUCUUGCAACUCGGCCUCAUCCGGCCGGUGUCUCGGACGGCGACUGGGUUGAUGUGAGUGACUGUCGUGAACGCCAGAUAACUGCAGCAGACUUGGAGUCUAUGCCGGAACGGAUCACACGCGUCGCUUCGGAUGAAAAGAAUCUCAAUAAGUUUUACAACAUCAAGUUUUCUACUACAAGGUCUCAUCGAUUGGAACGUUACUACAAUGAGGAGCUCGAAAGUCUAUUCAAGGCACCGUUCGAUACCUACAGCCAGGAAGAUAGGGUAGACUUCAUACUGCUACGCAACUAUCUGAGGCGGAAUCUGCGUGUCUUGCUUCUGGAUCGUGAGCGAGACGAGCUGGCGAAGCCGGUUCUACCAUUUGUUCAACCGCUCAUCGAUAUCUGCGAAGCUCGUCAAAACAUGGUCCCUGUUGACAGCAAAAAGACAGCCAUGGUAUUGAACGAGACGGCCAAGAAGAUAGCCGCAACAACAAAGGCUAUCAAAACCAACGAGAUCAAAGCCAAUGACUCGACUUUCUCACGUGCUAUGAGCACCGUUGACCAAAUUCGAGGCCACAUCGAUGAGUUCUAUGGCUUCUACGCUCCAUAUGACCCCUUGUUCCCUUUUUGGUGCGACGCGCCCACAAAGGAACUCAACGAGGCCCUCGCCGGCAUCAAGACGGCGAUAGACACCAAGCUCAUUGAGAAAAAUGGGUCCGGGUCUAUCCGCGCUGCAGUAGAACCGAUUGGGCGCGCCGGGUUGAUCACGGAGCUCGAAGCGGAGAUGAUACCCUACACGCCCGAGGAGCUCCUCAAGCUGGCGCAAGAACAGUACGAUUGGUGCGAAAAGGAGAUGAAGAAGGCUUCACGCAGUAUCAAGUUGGGCUCCGUUCGACCGGAAGGGAAUCAUGGAAGCGGAUCUGGUCUCAAGGCGAGGGAUGCCGGCUUUGGUGAUGACUGGAAGGCGGCCCUGGAAUAUGUCAAGAAUUCCUAUGUUGAGCCUGGUCAGCAGCCCGAGAUGACGUGGCGCAUGUUCAUGAUCUCGGCAGAACGUCAAAAAGAGUCCCCCUUCUUCCUCGGCGGCUCGUCCUUCUGGGUCUCGUAUCCCACCGCCGCCAUGGACCACGACCUGAAGAUGAUGGUGAUGCGCGGCAACAACCCUCACUUCUCGCGGGCGACGGUUUUUCACGAGAUGGUGCCUGGUCACCGUUUACAACUGUUCAUGGGCAAGCGUCACCACCCGUACCGCGAGCUCUUCUCAACGCCCUUCUUCGUCGAGGGCUGGGCCAUGUAUUGGGAGUUUGUCUUCUGGAACAGGGGCGACUUCUUCGCGAGCCCCGAAGAUAAGAUUGGCACCCUCUUCUGGCGAAUGCACCGCUGCGCGAGAAUCAUCUUCUCUCUAAAGUAUCACCUCGGCGAGAUGACGCCCCAAGAGUGCGUUGACUUGCUGGUCGACUGGGUCGGGCACGAGCGAUCCAAUGCCGAGGCAGAGGUCACGAGAUCAUUCGGCGGCGAGUACUCCCCUCUGUACCAGGCCGGAUACAUGUUGGGGGCUUUGCAGAUGCAUGGCUUGCGGGAGGAGGUGCUGACAAAGGGGUUGAUGGGCGAGAAGGAACUUCACGACAAGAUCUUGAGGGCGAACACGAUGCCAAUCGAGCUGCUCCGGGCACUUCUCCUGAAUCUGCCCCUGAGUCCGGACACGGAGGCUCAGUGGAGGUUCUACGACUGA